Messenger RNA from Saccostrea cuccullata (small rock oyster), 849 nucleotides. RefSeq names its product putative ankyrin repeat protein PA3287. The record is from RefSeq and is a predicted model, not a curated record. Gene Ontology annotation, molecular function: protein binding. The coding region runs from base 1 to 822 and encodes 273 amino acids. Lineage: Eukaryota; Metazoa; Mollusca; Bivalvia; Ostreida; Ostreidae. The transcript has 4 exons.
AUGGAUUUAAUUCUUACGAAAUCUCAAUCCAAAAGGAAAAUUGCUAAAAAUGCACCAAUCUUGCUUAGACGAAAACGACUCGCAUCAAAUGGAGAAGUGCUGGAAACUCAUGACAAUCCGGGUUAUGUUGUUAUAGGAAAUGACAUUUUUCAGUGUGUUUUGAAGGGCGAGGUAAAAGCUGUUAAUAACUAUUUGUUGUCUGGAAAGAACCCAAACAUUCGAAACAAAGAUAAAAACUCACUUCUUCAUUUGGCAGUGGAAGCAGGGAAUGUCGAUAUCGUGGAAAUGUUUUUAUCCGAUGAUCGUUGCCAGAUUGAUACCAGCAAUGAUUUGGGACAGACUCCUCUAAUGUGCGCGAUAACAUUAAAUGAUUUGGAGUUGGUUAAAUGUUUAAUGAAAGCAGGAGCUGAUAUAGAAAUGCGAGAUAAUACAGGGAAAACUUCCCUACUGAUAGCUCUUCAAGACUCCAACUACGAGAUUGCUGACUACCUGAUCAGACACGGAAGUGACGUCAAUGUAACCGAUACACUUGGACGAACUGCACUUUUUAUUGCUAUCAAUACACUUGACAAGGGUUGUGUCAAGAUAGCAUCAAAGCUCUUAAAAGCUGAUUACUCUCUGGACAAAGAUAAGGAAUGGCUUAAGAGAGAGGGGCUAGAAAUUCAAGUAAAUAAGCCACAAAACGGCAUCAGGCGAGUUCUACGUAUUGUUUCAUGUGGUAUUAAAUCAACCGAGAACAAGGAGACUCUUUUGUCCUUUUUCAACAUCCGCCAAGCAUCUGAAGGGGAUUCUAAACUCCAUGUUUUGAUGAUUGACAGAUGAAUGUGUUGCUUUACUUUCGUUUCACUG